This is a messenger RNA of Cuculus canorus (common cuckoo), 2784 nucleotides long. RefSeq names its product TATA-box binding protein (gene TBP). The record is from RefSeq and is a predicted model, not a curated record. The transcript is spliced from 8 exons. Bases 293 to 1201 code for a protein of 302 amino acids. Lineage: Eukaryota; Metazoa; Chordata; Aves; Cuculiformes; Cuculidae. Gene Ontology annotation, molecular function: RNA polymerase II general transcription initiation factor activity; DNA binding. Gene Ontology annotation, biological process: DNA-templated transcription initiation.
UGGGCGGCGGGGGAGGUGCCGUGAGCGGCAGGUAACGUCCGCGCGCGCCACUGCUGCUCCUGUCCUUCUUUCCUCCCGCCCUGCGGGGCCGGCGGGGGGUUCUUUAUUAGGAUUUGACUCCUAGCAUGCAUUUCUCUGGAGCCGAUGUUUUCCUAACGCUUUCAGCUUGGCUUAAAAAGCUACUUCACUGGAAUGUUUUAAAGUGUUAAAAUCCCUCUAGGAUUUGCAGUUACUAUAAAUUAAUUGAAGGAAAUACUUCCCUUCUGGCCUCACCAAAGAAAUAACUGGAAUCAUGGAUCAGAACAAUAGUUUGCCACCCUACGCUCCAGGCUUAGCCUCCCCUCAGGGUGCAAUGACUCCAGGAAUUCCAAUUUUUAGCCCAAUGAUGCCAUAUGGCACAGGACUGACACCACAGCCUGUCCAGAGCACCAACAGUUUGUCCAUCCUGGAGGAACAGCAGCGGCAGCAGCAGCAGCAGCAAGCGGCGCAGCAGUCUACAUCACAGCAAGCAACACAGGGAACAUCUGGCCAAACUCCCCAGCUCUUCCACUCACAGACUCUUACGACGGCCCCUUUACCAGGCACCACACCUCUGUACCCCUCUCCAAUGACGCCGAUGACUCCGAUAACUCCUGCAACACCGGCGUCGGAGAGCUCUGGCAUAGUGCCGCAGCUGCAGAAUAUUGUGUCCACAGUGAAUCUCGGUUGCAAACUUGACCUAAAAACUAUUGCGCUUCGUGCCCGAAAUGCUGAAUAUAAUCCCAAGCGUUUUGCUGCUGUUAUUAUGAGAAUAAGAGAACCACGUACUACUGCACUUAUAUUCAGCUCUGGGAAAAUGGUGUGCACAGGAGCAAAAAGUGAGGAGCAAUCCAGACUGGCAGCAAGAAAAUAUGCAAGAGUUGUUCAGAAACUUGGGUUUCCUGCAAAAUUUUUGGAUUUUAAAAUUCAGAACAUGGUGGGCAGCUGUGAUGUGAAAUUUCCCAUCAGGUUAGAAGGACUGGUACUCACACACCAGCAGUUCAGCAGCUAUGAGCCAGAAUUGUUUCCUGGGUUAAUCUACAGAAUGAUCAAGCCAAGAAUUGUUCUGCUUAUUUUUGUUUCAGGAAAAGUGGUUUUAACUGGUGCUAAAGUACGAGCAGAAAUCUAUGAAGCGUUUGAAAACAUCUAUCCUAUUUUAAAGGGAUUCAGAAAGACAACGUAACAGUUUCUACGUCUCUCAGAAAUUGGGGGGGAUAUUUUAAAAGGUAUUGCAUAUGGCACAGCAGUAACAAGAGAUGGACUUCGGCAAACUGCAACAUCAGGACUUGGACAAUUUCCCAGUUAGUGCCUACUUCCCUGAUGCUCAAGGGGAACUGUAAUAUUGGUUAUGUCUACUGAGUUACUGUGAGUUGCUUUACUGGGCUGUUCCCAGAACAGUCCCUCCAAGUUUUAUUUAUAUUCUAGCUUUUAAAUAGUUUUAAUGCCAGUUCUAUUCAUAGAAAAUCUGUAAGUUGGUUUAAAAGACAAAUGCAACUGUGUCACUCAGCGUAUAAACCACUUAAAUUGCCAUGUAUAUAUGUUUUAACUUCCUUCCAUAAGACCAUGGUUUUUAUAAUUUUCAGAACUUAAGCUUUUAAAUUUUUUCAAUUUUAAAUUUCUUUGGUGCCAGACACAUUCCCUCUUUCCAGUAUUAAGCAAGACAGAAUAAAUUUAUUAAUGAAAAUGGCUCAUUGUACAUAUAUAUAAUAUAUACCUUCCUUCUGUUUCCUCCUUUAGUUCCACAUGUACAAUAAACCCUCUUUAUACAAUUAUGGGAACUGUCUUAAUGAAUUUUGAAAUUACCCAACUAGUAGAGUGAAAUACAUUGAAAACUUUUAAAAAAAUUUAAUCUGGAUUUUUCAUUAGCCCAGGCAUUACUGUAAGCCACUUCUCAUUUUGGGAGAACCUUAACGAUGCUCUGGUUUCCUUACCAGAAGUCAUAUCUUUGGCAAUGUCUAGCUUGAAUACUUCUAGUAUGUUAAAGCAAAACAGGACUGGUUAAAGAAGUUUGUGUUAAUGUCUUGCCUUAUGUUCAACAGGUGGGAUUUAUGCAAGUCUUAAGCAGCUACACUUGACUGAAUUGGAACAAGAGUUCCCCGCUUAGCGUCUAGAAUUUCUUUACAUUACUACUUUUGUACUUUACAAACUAUUGACAGCUCACUAUAUUAGUGUUCCUGUAAAAUGUCAAAGCCCUUCCGACUAGAGUCAGUAUGUACAUAAUCUUCCCUCUGAACUGUGCUUGAAGCUUAAUGGGCUGAGAACUAAAAAUAAACUUUUUUUUUUCCCUCCAGUUAUUUUCCAGUAAUAGUAACCUCCUUUCUAUGAGUUGCACAUUCUUUCAAACAGCUUUUAUCUAAAACUAACCCAAAUGUGAUCGUGGCCUCUUUUAUUUGCUAAGCUGGUGUUUCAUUCCAGACAAAAUGAAGUUCUGGCUGGCUUUGGUACUGCUCAUCUUGUGAAUCGUGGGUGACCUUAAUCCUCGGACACCACUACUCACCUUGUAGUGGUGUACACUGGUGUUUCUCCAGGUGUUUUAAAUAACUGGUUUCAUGGAUCCUAGCAGAAAGCUGCAGUUCGUGAACGUAGCUUUGCCAGGGCAAGUUCAAGAUACCCAAACACUACAUUACCCUCAGUGCCACGCUGCUCUGCUGUGAGGGACUGAACACUUCUGAGUGCUCUUGAACGUAACUGUGACUCUCCACACUUUUGCAGGAUCCUGAGCUAUUACCACCUUUCCUGCACAACUCUUAACUUUGCAGGAAAGCC